Molecule: messenger RNA, 2542 nt
Organism: Chelmon rostratus (copperband butterflyfish)
Lineage: Eukaryota; Metazoa; Chordata; Actinopteri; Chaetodontiformes; Chaetodontidae
Product: arginine and glutamate-rich protein 1-B
Exons: 4
Coding region: 233-1039 (268 amino acids)
Cellular component (GO): nucleoplasm; mitochondrion
Molecular function (GO): cadherin binding
Source: RefSeq, a predicted model, not a curated record
CAGAGUCGACAAACCGCCAUCUUUCUUUAGCGAGUUAGUAGGGCAAAAUAACAACCAGUUUGAAAUGGUUAUUUCUUCAAAAUAGAACGAUUGAAGCAAUUCCACUUGUUCAGUUAUUCUAAAUAGCAAGUUAAAAGAGGAGCAAGUGGAACGGAAGUCCAGAUACUGUGCACAUAUCCGCCAUAAGGCACAGCAGUUUGGUGUAAACGCUCGACUAGUAGUGGUGGUCAACAUGGGCCGCUCUCGGAGCCGCAGCUCGUCGCGGUCUAAACACUCCAAAAGCAGCAAGCACAGCAAGAAACGGAGCCGGUCUCGGUCGAGGUCCAGAGACAGGGAGAGGUCCAAGAAGCGGUCCAAGUCCCGAGAAUCGAAAAGGAACCGCCGCAGAGAAUCUCGCUCUCGUUCACGGUCCACCACAGCCUCGUCCCGCAGAGACAGGGCAGCCUCGCCGCCGGAGCGCAUCGACAUCUUCGGAAGGACGCUGAGCAAGAGAAAUGCCCUGGACGAGAAGCAGAAGAAGGAGGAGGAGGAAAGAAGGGCAGAAAUGGAAAGGCAAAGGAAGAUCCGGCAGCAGGAGAUCGAAGAGAAGCUGAUCGAGGAGGAGACUGCACGGCGAGUGGAGGAACUGGUGGCCAAGCGGGUGGAGGAGGAGCUGGAGAAGCGGAAGGACGAGAUAGAGCGGGAGGUGCUGCGACGUGUCGAGGAGGCGAAGCGCAUCAUGGAACGGCAGCUGCUGGAGGAGCUGGAGAGGCAGCGGCAGGCUGAGUUGGCAGCGCAGAAAGCCAGAGAGGAGGAAGAAAAAUCUAAGCGGGAGGAGCUGGAAAAAAUCCUGGAGGAGAAUAACCGCAAGAUCGCUGAGGCUCAGGCCAAGCUGGCCGAGGAUCAGUUGCGAAUCGUGGAGGAGCAGAGAAAGAUUCACGAGGAGCGCAUGAAGCUGGAGCAGGACCGUCAGAAGCAGCAGAAGGAGGAGCAGAAAAUCAUCCUCGGCAAAGGCAAGUCCAGGCCCAAGCUGUCCUUCUCCCUCAAGGCCACCGAAUGAGACUGCUCCCCCUUCGUCCACGUGUCGCGCCCUGCCUUCGCCCCCAUCCGGCUCUCCCUCCUCAUCAUUGGACCCCACUCCUCCGCCUCCUCCUCCUCCUCCGUGGAACGCUCGCUUCGUUUUGGAAGUGCUGAAGGAAGGCCGAGGAAAGGGGUGCGACCCGGUGUGUUAACUCGCUCGUCCCUGUGAAGGCCCACGCUGUCCCUCUCGGCCUUGAAGAGGAGGCAGCUCUUCGCCCUUGAAGGACCUGACAGCUCCCUCCAUCCUUCCUCAUCCCCACCGCACAGAUGACUCUUGUUUGUGCUUUUUUUUGUUUGUUUUUUUUUCUGUUUUUAGGGAACUUGAACUUUUGAUGUAGAAUGCUAUAACAUGUCCCUCGCCCCGCAAGUCUUAACUCUGGUGUAACAGCGAGCAACUGUGCGCCUGCGCUCUUCUUACGUCUUCACAGCCAGCAAACUACAGUAGAACGCCAGUCCCUGAUGUGGAAGAGCGUGUGUGACUUUGUUUAGUUCAGCUUUACUGUAAAAGCUCAUGUGCAGCUUGGGAGUCGGCCUGCGGUUUUCCCAUUUUCUUUCCCUUUUUUUUUUGGAAAAUCAGGUUCUUAAAUUGGCUGACGCAGUGGUAACAAAUCACAGCACAGCCUUUAAAAGCACAGUUCACUUCCCGUCCAGCUGACAGGUUUGUGUCUUCCACCUUCCUCGCUUCCUUUGCCCGUAAGCUCUGUCCACCGUAUAAAUCCACCGCUUCUUUUCUUAUUGCUUCAGCUGUCUGCCGUGUACAUAUAUUUUUUUCCUAAAGGCCACAGCAGCAUGUCGAGAGGAAACGUGACGCUCGUGUUAGAUUCGAAGUCGGCAGGUGAACUCAGCCUCGACUCCCAAGCUGCCCAUGACCGAACCACAAAACUUACAGCAGGAUAUGUGUCUCGUCAGCGAUAAGAGGCCCCCGUGGGCAGUGGAGGAGACAGAGGACGUUUCCUGUGUGAUGUAAUGUUAUUAGCCUUGCUGUGAUGUCCUGACUCCCACUCCCGCCCCAGUUAAGAUUGUGUUAUGAAAUUGAUCCACGAUUAGGAAGCAAAGAGUCACAAUAAUAAUAAUACUUGAGUUUUAUCGGUAAAUACUUGAGUUUUGUUUUAUCAGACGCGGGGGGGGGGAGGUGAAUUGUAUGAAAACACCCGACCGCACAGUCCGUGUCCUCUCCCUCAGUUUUGUUGUAGUAGAUUAACUUGGCAAGGCGCCUGCAGUGGUAAGUCUUGAUUCGUAGAAGGAUGGACAAGUUCAGGUAAGAUAAGGUUUGAGGUCAGCGUCUGUGAGUGUGCAAGAGUGUGUGCGUGUGCGUGUGCGCGUGCGUGUGCGCGUGCGUGUGUGUGUGAGAGAGAGAGAGCGAGACAGGCUGGCCUCAGGUGGGUAUAAUACAUUUUUGCUAUGUUGUGGGAUCUUGAAUUUGUUGUGUAAUUUCCCCCCAAUUGUCAAGGGACUGAACAGUUCAAUAAAUCCAUUGAAUGCC